AUGAUUGGACUACUUCAGCUGUUGUUAAUGGUCAGCGCGACCCUGGCUUCCGAACCAUCGUGCCCAGCGUGCUCCAAAUACGACUACGAGGAAAAGAUGCUCGAGAGAAUGAUUCGCAUGGAGUUCGCUUUUGAAAAGUUGGGCGAAAAGGUGGAGCAGAGUUUGAACAAUAUCAAGGAUGAGAAAGAACGUUUUCUCGAGCAAGCAGAAAGUAAACUGGCUUCGCUUAUGGACGAGGCGAAGAGAAACCAGUCCAGCAAACUGCAGAAGUUUGAAGUCGAUUCUAACAAUACGUUAGAACAAGCUAUUGCCGCCCUAAAUGAUAGAAAAGACGCAAGUGCUACUCCACUGGUGUAUUUUCACGCCCACUCUCCACAGACCAGCACCCUGUCCAAAGGUGAGGUGAUCGUGUACAAGACAGUGAAGACCAAUCAGGGCAAUGGCUACAGCUCCACCACGGGCAAGUUCACCGCUCCAGCACGGGGACUCUACUUGUUCUUCAUGCACACAUGUAUUGCUCCAAAUAAAACUGCUUAUCUCCAGAUAGUGAAUGAAGACUCGGUCUUGAUUGCAAGUUUUCAUUAUGACAAAACCGCUCACACCUGUUCGAGUAGUCAGGCCUUUGUUCAGCUUGAUUUCGGGGAAACUGUCUGGGUACAAUGCUCCGGUGGGGGCCCGAGCAGACAACUGCAUGAGGAAACUUAUCUUUGGACAAGUUUCUGUGGUGCUCUCAUUCACAACUGA
This is a messenger RNA of Mya arenaria, 744 nucleotides long. RefSeq lists its product as uncharacterized. Lineage: Eukaryota; Metazoa; Mollusca; Bivalvia; Myida; Myidae. The record is from RefSeq and is a predicted model, not a curated record. Gene Ontology annotation, molecular function: protein binding. The transcript has 2 exons. The coding region runs from base 1 to 744 and encodes 247 amino acids.